This is a messenger RNA of Leguminivora glycinivorella, 1345 nucleotides long. RefSeq names its product endoribonuclease CG2145-like. The coding region runs from base 56 to 1105 and encodes 349 amino acids. The transcript is spliced from 6 exons. NCBI's taxonomy places the organism in Eukaryota, Metazoa, Arthropoda, Insecta, Lepidoptera, Tortricidae. The record is from RefSeq and is a predicted model, not a curated record. Gene Ontology annotation, molecular function: RNA endonuclease activity.
GCUCAGAGAUCACUAGUGCGCCGUGGCUGUAUUCGACAUCACGUACUGGACCAACAUGAAGUGUGCUAUACUCCUCCUCACCUGCUUGGCAGCCUGCCAGGCCGACGAUCUAGCCUCUGCCGCUGGACAAAUCUUCAACAAUAUCCUUCCCAAUCUCAUCAAAAACCAGGCGACUUCUAAUGACGGAAACAGCGCCCAAAACACUCUCCAACAAAUCGGCACUGUUGUCGGCGGUGUAGUAGACUAUGCCAAGACAAAGAGUUAUGAAGACCUUCUCAAUACCGUGCACUCAUCCACGACUGAUGAAGAUUUGCUGCGAGUCAGUGAAGAGAUGUUCAAUGCGGAUAUCAACAACGCAUUCAACUACAUCCAAGUGAAGCUGCAGGGCCAAACCAGCCCCAUGUCUAAAGACGAUAAGGCACCUGAUAACCUCCUGACUGUUAACGAUAACGUUUGGAACGGACCAACUAUCAAACCAUUCGUGGCUCUUUUCGACAACUACCACAAGAAUGUCAUUAGGCCCGAGUUUGUCACCCCUAAUGAAGAGUCGGAGCAAACUACUUACAUCAACACUAUUUUAGCGACCGGACCUAUUAGGAGUCUCAUGAACUUCCUCGUAAGCAAAGGUUUGACCCAGUUGAAUGAAUACCAGGAGCAAGUAAACUUGUUAAAGAAGAUCUGGUUCACGAAGUAUGCGCGCCACUGGACCGGCCUCUGCAAAUGCAGUUGUGCUUUUGAGAACAUCUUCAUGGCUGAACUCAAGUCCAAUGAUGUGUUGGGACUGCACAGUUGGCUUUUCUUCGCUAAGCGAGAACAAGACCGCAAAGCAAACUACCUAGGCUACACCUCCAAACUGGACUUGGCUGGAAAAGGAUUAAUCCUGAAGCAGCACUCCAUCCUCAGUGAAACGAAGGAUGCCCCCGAAGUGACCAUGUUCGUAGGAACCUCUCCUGAGCUCGAAACGGCCCUGUACACUCUCUGCUUCAUGGCCCGGCCUGACGGCCAGUGCAAGCUACGGUACAACAAUGUGCCCUUCACCAUUCAGACCAAGACUCUCAAGUCUGACAACAUCAAGCUUAUAGACACAGCGUACCCAGUCUUCUAAAUUAUAUUUAUUUUUACGUUAUUCUUAUUAAGGUCGCAUUUCACGAGAUGCCUAAGUGAAAUGCCAAUAAAUCACGUCUAUAGUUCAUACUCGUAAGAUGGUUACAAAAAUUUAAGAAUUGAGGAUAUAUGAACUAUAGCUAAGCGAAAAGAACGUUGUGUAAUGUAUAUGAUAAUAAUACUCUUAAAUAUUUAAAUUUACCUAGAACUGUUUACAAAUAUAAUUUAUAGACGUUUCAAA